Messenger RNA from Clupea harengus (Atlantic herring), 2061 nucleotides. It is a transcript of the gene marchf5, whose product is annotated as membrane-associated ring finger (C3HC4) 5. NCBI's taxonomy places the organism in Eukaryota, Metazoa, Chordata, Actinopteri, Clupeiformes, Clupeidae. Gene Ontology annotation, molecular function: zinc ion binding. The record is from RefSeq and is a predicted model, not a curated record.
UUGGUGACGCAGUGCGCAUUGCCUUGGUCCCCAGCGUUACCUCAUAGAGGAACAGUUAAUGGAGUCAAGCGGUCAGACUAAACAAACAAAGUAUCGGUCAUCUAUUGGUGUUAAAUCCGGUUCCACAUACUAUGGUCGUUUGUAAAUCGCCUCAUGUUUCGGGAGUAGUGGUUUUCCACUUAAUUCUGGUUGGCUGUGCAUUUCGCAUCACGGUUCGCACGUUAACAUUAGCUAGCUAGGGAACGUUAGCUAAAGCUAGCUGUCAGGUUUAUCGGAUUCAUUGAGGCCUAGAAAGCAAACGUCAGUUCUGAACCCAGCCCAUUUCAGUCGUUGUGCCCUGAAAGGAUUCAGCAUUCAAACAGAUAUGGCAGAGGAGAGUGCCGUCGUAAUGCAACAAAUUUCGGACAGGAGUUGCUGGGUGUGCUUUGCCACCGACGAGGAUGACCGGACGGCGGAGUGGGUGCGGCCGUGUCGUUGCCGUGGCUCCACCAAGUGGGUGCACCAGGCGUGCCUGCAGCGCUGGGUGGACGAGAAGCAGCGCGGCAACUCCACGGCCAGAGUCGCCUGCCCACAAUGCAACGCCGAGUACCUCAUCGUCUUCCCAAAACUCGGCCCCGUGGUGUACGUGCUGGACCUGGCCGACCGCCUCAUCUCCAAAGCGUGCCCCUUCGCCGCCGCUGGCAUCAUGGUGGGCUCCAUCUACUGGACGGCCGUCACCUACGGAGCCGUCACAGUCAUGCAGGUGGUGGGCCACAAGGAGGGCCUUGACGUGAUGGAGAGGGCCGACCCUCUCUUCCUGCUCAUCGGCCUGCCCACCAUCCCAGUCAUGCUGAUUCUGGGCAAAAUGAUUCGCUGGGAGGACUACGUGCUCCGCCUCUGGAGGAAGUACUCCAGCAAGCUCAACAUCCUGGACAAGAUCUUCCCCGGCAUUGGCCGCCCGGUGCCCAGGAUCCCUGCGGAGGCCAGCCCAUUGGCCGAUCACGUGUCCGCCACACGGAUCCUCUGUGGUGCCCUCGUCUUCCCCACCAUCGCUACUAUCGUGGGCAAGCUGAUGUUCAGCAGCGUCAACUCCAACCUACAGAGGACCAUACUGGGGGGCAUCGCAUUUGUGGCCAUCAAGGGAGCCUUCAAGGUGUACUUCAAGCAGCAGCAGUACCUGCGGCAGGCGCACCGCAGGAUCCUCAACUUCCCCGAGCAGGAGGAGGCCUGAGCGGGGACCUAAGAGAGGAGGGGAGCCUCCUGGCAUGGAGGUCACAGGACAGGACGAUACAGGACUAAGAGAUGGAUGGAUGGAUGGAUGGAUGGAUGGAUGGAGUGCCCACUUGCCUGCCUGUCUGUCUGUCUGUCUGUCUGUCUGUCUGUCUGCUGGCCGGCCCUUGUGGGACCCCCUGAAAGACAGACAGACGCUCUGCUCAAGUGGCCAUUGUUUUCACUCUGCUUCCCCCUCCCCAGAGGUCGUGCCCACUCACUACAGACUGUGGAACUGUGGAGGGCAUCGGCCUCAUGCACUCAUGAGCUCAAGGAACGCCCAAGAGGCAGAAAUAACAUGUGGUCAACCUGACACUAAACACACACACACACACACACACACACACACACACACGUGUGACCCCUCAGAAUGUGACCUUCUGUUGUGUGUCUCCCCCCUGAGGCCCAUCAGAGCUGAGUUUGUUUUCUUCUUCCUUUUCAGUUUUUAAUGGCCUGUGUUUUAAAGUGAGUAAUGAUGGUAUACCACAUAUUAGUAUAUGGGACAGGUUUUUUUUUGUUGUUGUUUUUCUUUUUUACAAAUAAUUAUACAAAUAAACUGGUUUUAUAAUUUGUAAUUAUUUUGCAGUGAUCCGAGAUGGAAGUAUUCCUUUGUGCUUUGAGGAGGCUGCUUGGGAUGCCACUUUUCUGUCUGUUCAUGACAUGGAAAAGGGAAAUCUGUGUGUAUGUGUGUCCAUAUUUCCCUUUGCAUCUACCGUUGCUCUUUUUAAUCUAGAGAGCUGCAAAAAGAUAUGAAAUAAAGAGAAGCUUUCACCGAAGCAUCACCGGUGCACCCUGGGAGCUCUGUACAUCAUC